Molecule: messenger RNA, 1060 nt
Organism: Xiphophorus hellerii (green swordtail)
Lineage: Eukaryota; Metazoa; Chordata; Actinopteri; Cyprinodontiformes; Poeciliidae
Gene: fxyd5
Product: FXYD domain containing ion transport regulator 5
Exons: 11
Coding region: 140-703 (187 amino acids)
Biological process (GO): regulation of sodium ion transmembrane transporter activity
Cellular component (GO): membrane
Molecular function (GO): sodium channel regulator activity
Source: RefSeq, a predicted model, not a curated record
CUCAGUUGAGUAAUGCAGUUGGGUCACAAUUACUACCUCUUUUCUUGUGAAUGUCUUGUGAUAGUGGCUUAACUAUUUUGUCGGGGGGGAAAAAUCAAGUAAACCAGGUGAGGUCAUUUUACAGAGGAAAGCACUGUGGAUGAUGAAGCUUUGGACCCAUCCCUGGAACCAAACCCCUUUCAGGAUGGAUACUAAGAUUUACAAGGCUGCGCUGAUAUGUCUUCUGUUUGUCAUGUCAGAAGUGUCAUGGGCCCAGAGUCAAACUCCCUCAGAUCAAAGAAUGUCUCCCACCAAACCUACGCCUCCCACUGGAAACAGAACCACCAUAAAUGCUGAAACAGCCCCGAAAAAUCUCUCAGAGAAAAGCACAUCUGGGCACAACACCCAGAACACUUCAGUCAGCUCCACCGUAUCCGCAACAAGAACAACAGCUUUCAUUCAGAAGGCAACAGAGCUUCAAACAAAGCCCACAUCUGCUACAGUGUCAUCGACGGAGAAAACAACGGCCAAAAACAAAACUGGCUGGGAUCCAAAGUGGGAUGAACCUUUCACCUAUAAUUAUCAAUCUCUGCGAUACGCUGGCCUGAUCAUUGCCAGUGUGCUCUUCGUUAUGGGAAUUAUGAUCAUUGGCUGUGGCAAGAUCUGCCGGCUGCCCAAGUGUCACAAGAGGUCAUCGAAAUCAUACCGUGUGGUCCAAGGAUAAGAAGAUGUGCAAACAAUGGCAGCCAUGGAAAGUUUCAAGAAAUUACAAACGACUUAGUCUGUCAGAGAGAAAAACACUUCACUAACACCUGGCAACGCGUUUGUGUGCGGACUGACAGGCUAAUUUUACUGCUUGGUAACUGUGGUGGAAGUUUGAGCAAACAAAUAUUGACUCAUGCUGAUAAAUGGAAAGCCUGGGAUCUGUUUUCAUGUCUAUAAAAUAAACUGUACUGGAAAUUAAAUUGUCCUGAACAAGAUCACUCUAACUUUAAUUGCAUCAAAUUGCAUGAAACAAAUUUUUGUAAAAAAAAAAAAGUCAAUCACUAAAGGUCAUGAAUAAACAUAUUUGUACACCGAG